GCUUGAUGACUGAUCUUUUAACGCAUAGAAAUAUUGAAUGAAUACUUUGGUAUCAAUAGUAUUGCAAUCAUUACAUAAUUUUAUUUCAAUCGAAAAGGCAGUAAAAGUUUUCAAGCAAAAUUGUUGCUAAUAUUUAACAUACUUUAGUAUAUCGAUUAUUAAAAACUGGUGGAGUAUGUGUAGCAAAUUUAAAAAUGUUACGCAUUGCUUGUUUGAUAUGGAUGGUUUAUUACUAGAUACGGAAAAAUUGUAUUCGAAAGCCACUCAGGAAAUUCUGGAUCUGUAUGGUAAAACUUACACUUGGGACGUUAAAGUAAGUGUUAUGGGGUUGCAGACCCAGCAAGUUGCUGAAGCUAUAGUUGCUGCUUAUAAAUUACCUAUAAGCUGGGAAGAAUAUGCACAAAGGCAACGCGAGCGAACAGAAUUUUUAAUGUCAGAAGCUGAAUUAAUGCCAGAUACGGAAGUGGUUUAUGAGGAAAUUGUAAGGCUAAUAGCUGACUCUUUUAACAAGCUUUACCCUCGUGAUGUGCGAGUAAAAGUACUUGGCUCAACCGAGCAAAUAUCGGCUGCAAUUGCUAUCAAUGAACUAGAAUUGCCCAUAACUGUCGAGGAAUACCUGAAAAUAUUUACAAAUAAAUGUAAAGAAAUGUUGGCAAAUUCUCCGUUAAUGCCARGUGCUGAGCGAUUGCUAAGGCAUCUCCAUGCUAAUAAGAUCCCCAUAGCAUUGGCUACUAGUUCUGGUGAGCAUAUGGUUGAAAUAAAAGUUACUCAUCAUCGCGACGUGUUUAAACUUUUUCAUCAUCGUGUUUGCGGGUCUACUGACCCAGAAGUUAAAGCAGGCAAACCUUCACCUGACAUAUUUCUUAUAGCUGCUUCUCGGUUCUUGGACAAACCUGACCCAUCAAACUGUCUUGUGUUUGAAGACGCCCCAAAUGGCGUACAGGCAGCUUUAAGCGCUGGGAUGCAAGUUGUGAUGGUACCAGAUGAACUAGUAACAGAAGAGAUGCGUAAGGAUGCAACUCAAGUGUUAAAGUCUUUAGAUGAUUUUCGUCCCGAAGAUUUUGGCUUGCCACCUUUUCCAACAAUUGGCUAAUUAAUAAGUUAAAGCCAUAAAAUUAUGAUUAUAUUUAAUAGAAGAGCUUAAUAAAAUUAAAAUUGCAUGGUUAAUGUUUCUUUA
Messenger RNA from Bactrocera latifrons, 1177 nucleotides. RefSeq names its product probable pseudouridine-5'-phosphatase. The transcript has 4 exons. NCBI's taxonomy places the organism in Eukaryota, Metazoa, Arthropoda, Insecta, Diptera, Tephritidae. Gene Ontology annotation, molecular function: phosphatase activity. The coding region runs from base 176 to 1093 and encodes 305 amino acids. The record is from RefSeq and is a predicted model, not a curated record.